AUGGCCGUUACCCCCAUUGAAUAUAUGCUCUGCUUUGGGAUGAUUGGCUGUUGUCUCACCCUGCACUUUUCCGAUUCUAGGAUACCCAAAGAGUUCAACGAGACACUCCAAGGGCUGGAAGAAACCUUGGUCGCCAACGGGCGGCCCAGGACACAACCAGAAAGCGCUCUAACCCCCCACCGCGAGUGCCUGAUAUGGAUAUCAAUGGCCGCCACGGGUGCGCUGGAGAUGGCCCACAAUUUGUCGACGACAAGCGCGGUGCUGGCCCUGACUCUGCAAAGGUAUCCCGACGAGACUAGCAACUGGGAUACACUGGAGAAGAUACUGGCAAAAUACCUCUGGAACGACGUUCUCGCCCGGCAAUGGAAGAGGUUCUGGCGCAGAGGCAUUCAUCGACAGAAGAGACUCCGACGAUAG
This is a messenger RNA of Capronia epimyces CBS 606.96, 417 nucleotides long. RefSeq lists its product as uncharacterized. The record is from RefSeq and is a predicted model, not a curated record. Bases 1 to 417 code for a protein of 138 amino acids. The transcript has a single exon. NCBI's taxonomy places the organism in Eukaryota, Fungi, Ascomycota, Eurotiomycetes, Chaetothyriales, Herpotrichiellaceae.